Messenger RNA from Manihot esculenta (cassava), 1070 nucleotides. Its product is annotated as glutathione S-transferase F9. Gene Ontology annotation, molecular function: glutathione binding; glutathione transferase activity. Bases 182 to 859 code for a protein of 225 amino acids. The record is from RefSeq and is a predicted model, not a curated record. NCBI's taxonomy places the organism in Eukaryota, Viridiplantae, Streptophyta, Magnoliopsida, Malpighiales, Euphorbiaceae. The transcript has 3 exons. Gene Ontology annotation, cellular component: cytoplasm.
AUGUUCAUUACAAGGGAUAACAGAAAGAACAGGACAGACACUACCAACCUCAACAGAUAUUCAACUACACUUUCACAUGCUAUUAAAAAUCUUCACCUACCAACUUUCUUCACCUCUACAUAUUUGAUAAGCAAAUUUCCCUUUAUAUUAAUGUCUACAACAACAGUCACAGAGAAUCCUCAUGUGUUUAAUUUGGCUAUACUACUUUGAGAUUCAGGGAAAAAAAAUGGUGGUGAAGGUGUAUGGUGCAGCCUCUGCUUCUGUCAAUCGAGUGCUGAUUUGCCUCAUUGAGAAGGGUAUCGAAUUUGAAACUGUACCUGUUGAUCUUAACAAAGGAGAGAACAGAAAUCCUGAAUAUCUUAACUUACAGCCUUUUGGAGUGGUUCCUGUAAUUCAAGAUGGAGAUUACACUUUAUACGAAUCUCGAGCAAUCAUAAGAUAUUUUGCAGAAAAAUACAAGUUCCAGGGGACUGAUUUGCAUGGAAAGAGCAAUGAAGAGAGAGGGCAGGUGGAGCAAUGGCUAGAAGUGGAGGCACAGAACUACCACCCUCAUGUUUACAACUUAGCCAUUCACAUUUUAUUUGCAUCAGUCUUGGGAUUUGCUCCGGAUGAGAAGCUGAUCCAAGAGAGUGAAGAAAAGCUGGCAAAGGUUCUGGAUAUUUACGAGGAUAGGCUCGCCAAGAGCAAGUAUUUAGCUGGGGAUUUUUUUAGCCUUGCCGAUCUUAGCCACAUUCCCUUUAUACAUUACUUGGUUGGUGCCAUUAAAAAGGAGUAUAUGAUAAGGAGCAGAAAGCGUGUGAGCUGUUGGUGGGAUGAUAUUAGCAAUAGGCCAUCUUGGAAGAAGGUCCUCCAACUAUGACUAUUGAGCAUCUAUAUCCUUGUUAAGGGCUCUUUUUUAUACUGUCUAUUUUUGGGAAAAUUUCAUCCCUAGUCCUCAACCUUUUUGGGUUUUAUUUGUUGAAUCUUUAAAUUGAAAAGGAGGAGGAGGAGGGCAGACAAAUUGUGAAUUGAUCUUCAGAAAUUUAAAGAUCGGUUUGAGUUUAAAAAAUCUUGCAGUAUUUGUCUGAUAA